This is a messenger RNA of Arabis nemorensis, 1521 nucleotides long. Lineage: Eukaryota; Viridiplantae; Streptophyta; Magnoliopsida; Brassicales; Brassicaceae. The record is from the annotation of a GenBank genome assembly.
AUGGGUAAUCUGGUGAAUGCAUCAGAAGAUGCGGCUGAGGAUGAAAAGGAGAAGAAACAGUCUACAGUGCCCACUGGUGGAGCUUUUUAUAUGCACGAUGAUAGAUUUCAGGAAAUUUCUGGUUCUGGUGGCCGAAGCAGGGGAAGGCGUGGUGGAAGACCUUGGGGAUCUGGAGAUGAAAGAAAAUGGGGACAUGACAAAUUUGAGGAGUUGAAUACUCAGGAAAAGCAUUACGAUCAGCGGGGUUCUAGAGGCCGAUUCAGAGGUCGUGGUACUGGCCGGGGUAGGGGACAAGAGCGUGGAUACACUAGAGGGGGCAGUUCUAACGCAUCAACCAGCAGGGGACAGCAAGUUUAUCGUCCUAAAGCUGUCACUCAAGGGAGAGGGCCCAGAAAAUAUGAUACUCCCCUUACUAAUGUCAAUCAAGCACAUUCCGUGCAAAGCAAACAGUUACGAAAUCCUCAUGGAUCACAAAACUCUCAUGAGAAAGUGUCACACCUUGAUUCACGGCGUUCAACAACUGUCCCUACUAAAACUGGGAAUGAAGUUGUCUAUGUCAAAAAGAAUGUAGUUGCUUCUAGUCUAAGUUCUGCUUCUCGUCCAUUUUAUCCUUCAGAGUCCUCCAGUAACUUGGUACAUGGUAUACAAGUUGGUAUGGAAAAACUCCACACAAAUGAACGUGCUGCGCCUUCUGGGCAGAAGUAUAGAAAUACAAAACCCGUAUAUUCACCAGUUACUACCGCCCAGACUUUUCAGUCCGCGAGUCAAGGUAGAAGUGCACCUGCUGCUGGGAAUGUGUUUUACCCGCAAUCUCAUAACCAUGGUGACAGAUUUUCAUCACCAAUGCAAGUCAAUGGAGGUUCAAAAGGCACUGGUCAAAGCCGUAUUAGACCUUCUGGUCAGGGUUUUGAUCAGCACUCUGCUGUUGUCAAAUCAUUGUCUUCCUCUCCCCAGAAAACUAGCUCAGCGAGAAAUCGGUAUCCUCCUGGUGAAAUAGAAUCUGUAGCCGAAACAGGUGCAUCAAUUGCUAAGGGAAAAGGGAAUCUCCAUCCUAGUGGAAGCGGCUCUUUUAUGUAUAGUGGAUCUCAAGUCAUGGGGCUAGCAGAAAGUCUGGCAUCUGGUGACAAAUCGAAUUUCCCAGCUUAUCUGCCUGUUAUGCAAUUCGGUGGUCAGCAUGGUGGGGUUCCGACUAUUGGAAUGGCUAUUCCAGGAUAUUACCAGUCUGAAAAUGGUGUUGGGAAUCCGGAGAUGACAUGGAUGCCAGUUUUGACUGGUCCAGGAGCUUUAGGGGCUUCAUACAGUCCACCAUAUGCUGCUAUUGAUGGCUCUUACCAAGCAUGCAAGCCAGGGUUACCUUCAUCUGCGGGAUCCUCCAGCAGAGAGAAUAGUACCAACAACCUUAAUGACCUGGAGAAACUAAUGGAGAGGCCUGAGGUUACAGAGAGUGGGGUUUCACAACGGCAGAACAACAACCCAAGCAAGCAACCUCGUAGGUACUCGGAGAUGAGCUUUAGCAAGUGA